Molecule: messenger RNA, 3265 nt
Organism: Rhododendron vialii
Lineage: Eukaryota; Viridiplantae; Streptophyta; Magnoliopsida; Ericales; Ericaceae
Exons: 4
Coding region: 797-3058 (753 amino acids)
Source: RefSeq, a predicted model, not a curated record
UUUUUUUGUUGGGUGCGUUUUGGGAGGAGAGAGAGAGAGAGAGAGAUGAUGAAGAGAAUCUGAACUGAUGGAAGCACACACAUGAGACAUACAGCGGCACUUCAUUAUUCUCUUCUCCCCGAGAAAAAUAAACACAAAAGAAAAUUGAAAAUAAAUCCUGUGCUGUACUCUUCGCCGGGAAACGUCUACAAGAUCGUGAUUGUUGAUCACAGAUCUUUAUCUUGGACCUUAAUCUGAUCUGAUUAUUUUGGACAGAACAUGUAUGAAUCUGUAUGUAUGCACGGAGGGGGUGGUGGAUUUAUGUGGGUGUUGAUUGCUUUGGGAGGUGCAAAGCUUGACUGGAUCUGAAACCCUAAUGGAACUGGAACAAUCAUCGUGAAUCAGUCGAAGGUAAACUCCUCCUGAUUCUGAUUAAAAUCGCCAGAUCUGUUCGAAAAGGCCUUGAUUUUCACUGUUUUGAGACUUACCUUGUAUUUGGACUCGAAAAGAUCGUUUCUUGACUUUAAGAUCCGUCGAUUUAGGGUUUAUCUGGCACAGGAAAUAACCCUAGGCUCUCUUGGACUUGUAGUUUUCGUUGGGAAUUUUGACUGGAGAUUUCGGAUAUAUUUGUGGGAUUAAUUUUUUUUUUACUUUGUGUUGACUUUUGAGGUAUCUGAACGAAGAACAUAGAGAUCAUUUCUAACUUGCAAGAAGUUGUUCUUCAAGGGCAAAAAAGGAGGGUCGUCUUCUUUCUUUUUUUGGGUAGUUUACUGGAUUUCUAGUAUUAUCCUAUACUGCUAUAGAUUGUUGUUGAGAGAUGCAUCCGAGGCAUCGUAGUCCUGGAAAUGGAUACAGGUCUAGUCCCAUGGGAAUAGGUGGUGUAGCGGCAGCCUCUCGGAUUUCACCGGAAAGUUCGAUGAGAGGUCAUGGGAUGUAUAAUUCCGAUUACAGGGGUUAUAAUCGAGGUUUUGGGCGAGGCCAACCAAAACCAUUCCAAGCGGCACAGCCUCCACCGCGGCCACUGCCUCCGCCACCCCGUAGAACAGACAUUUUUAUGGAGGCUGGUCGGCUAGCGACUGAAUAUUUGGUCUCUAAGGGAUUGCUUCCCCCAAAUGUUGUUUCAGGGAGGUUGCAAAAUGGCAGUUUAAAGAACCAGGUAGGUGAGUUUCAGGGUUUUAGGCCACAAGAAGGAGAUAGUAUGAACCUUACUCCAGAUGGUCGCUCUUCGGCUCUUGCUCGUUUGGGGAAUGCUUCUGAUGCAGGGUCAGGUAGGAGAAGGUUUGGUGAUGAAUAUAAUAAUCCAACUGGGUCAAGAAGUUAUAUGCGAGGUAGGAGGAGGACAGGAUCCUUCAAAAAUUAUGGUUCUGAUUGGGGUCAAGGAAUGGGAAGGAGUGGGCCCUUCCCUGAUAAAGCCAGGACUCCUUCAGAUGUGGAAGGUGAUGUUGAUUCUUUGUCGGGAUAUCCAGAACAACAGUCUGGUAAUGGUGUUGUUAAUGAUGAGCAGAUGUCGGAAUCAGCACCUAAAAUUGAUGGUGCAGGUGAUUCCGAGUCUGGUUUGGAGAAAUCUCAGUUACAGGAUGACACAAGUACAAAGGUAAGUUCUGAUAUUGGGAAAGACCUCCCUCCUGAAAAUAAUGUGGAACUUGCUAAGAUGUCUGAUGAUGUUUUGAGACUCUCCAAUGAAGAUACUAUUGAGCUUAUGGAUGCGACUGGUAGUGAUCAAGUUGAGAAUCGAAGUGAGAUGAAGAAUGCACCCAUUGAGCAUUUUGCAGUGGAAGGUGAUUGCAUAAACAAGAAUGGUGGUAGUUUGUUAAGUCUCUGCAGAUUUGCCAAAAUCCCUACCAAAACCCGGUCUUCCUUGACAGCCAGGGGAUUGAAGGUUGAUCCAGUUCCAGCUACCGAGGAGAUAAAAAAUUGUGACAAAGGACAAGAGGAAAACAAUUCCGAUGUGGGACCUCUGAUGGAAACUGAAGUCCCGGUUAAAGAUGUUUCGGUUGAUGCCUCCUCAGUUGAUGCUUCAUCAAAUCAAAUUCCACAUCCAAAAUACCUUGAUUCUGAUAUUAUAGAUGCACCUGUUAUUAUGUCUGUUGAGGAUGCAGGAGAAUUAGCUCCUGUGUACGAUAAUCAGGAAAAAUUCUUGAGGUCUCAAUCUUUUCCAGAUGGGUCUUUCGUGAACAAACAAGAGUCAAGUGAGGAGCCUCCUGGGUUUGGAAGCUGCAGCUCCGUGAUUAUGGUGGAAAGAGGUGAGAAACGAACUGCAGAACAGACUGAUAGCAGGGAGGGAACAAAGAAACCAAGAGAAUGGGUCCCGUCAGUAGGUACCCAGACUGAUGAAUAUUCGCAUCUUCCUCACGCAAAGGGAAAGCAGCUAGUUUCACAAGAAGGAAGGAAAUUACCUGAUGACGAAAUGAUAUUGGCCGAGGAACAAGAGAGGCCCGUAGAUAUGUCUCUGUAUCAGAGUGGUGAUGCUGGACCAUGCAUUGACUAUUCAGAAGAGAAGCAACUCUUCCCCAGUUCAUUUAAGAUUUGUGACCUUAAUCUUAUGGAGGUUUCUGAAGUGAGCGAGAGACCUCAUUGUGAUCCAAUGAUUAUUUUCCCUUCUAUUCCAGAAAUCAAAGCUGAAGCAACACCGGUAGAUGUUGAUUUGUCGAUUAGCAAUACUUGCAAUGUAGCUGGUAAAUAUGGCAUACGUGGUGCUGAUGGCAAAGAGGUUGAGGUGAUAGACUUGGAAAAUGAUACCCUACAAGAAGAUAAUGCCUUCAAUGAUACGGAGAGGAAGGAAGAAACUGAAUUUGCAGGCUUGGAGAGCUUUCCUAAUCACGAUGCACAGGGUACGAAUGACAUUUCUGAUGCUCAGGAUGGUUAUGGGCUUAUGUUCUCGGAGUUGCUUGGAACAGAUAUCUCCAAUUGUUCUUCUGUACCAGCAGACAUUGAUUCUCUGCACAAUGACAUGGCCCUUCAUAAUGGAGAGGGGAUUCUCGGUGAUGAUGAAUCAAUAUAUAUGUCCCUGGAAGAAAUUCCAAUAAGCUUUAUGCGGGGCUGGGAGCAGCCAGGCCAGGAAUAUGAUAAGCCCUUUUGAACUGUUUUUGUCCAGAUAUCAAGUCUGUUGGGGGUUGGUAUGCUUAUUAUUCAUGAUCAAGAUUCGUUAGCUAAAACUCUAGCUCUUACUGUAUCUCUUUUUUGUUGUUGUUGCUGUUAGCUCUUACUGUAUCUUUCUUUCCCCUCUUAUGUUUGGUUUGACUGGCUUUGAAUUCAAGAAAAUGUGCUUCCAUUUUGAGGUUUCAAA